CGGGGCCUGGCAGCCGGGACGACCAUCCGGAGGAGAAAGAACAUGGCGGGUGCGGCAGGGCCCGGGACCGGCCCGGGGGCUGCGGGCGGAGAUGGAGACGAUUCGCUCUAUCCCAUCGCAGUUUUAAUCGAUGAACUCCGCAAUGAGGACGUGCAGCUCCGACUCAACAGUAUUAAGAAGUUAUCAACAAUUGCUCUAGCACUUGGGGUAGAGAGGACAAGAACUGAACUGCUGCCAUUCCUUACAGAUACAAUUUAUGAUGAAGAUGAGGUGCUGUUAGCUCUGGCUGAGCAGCUGGGGAAUUUCACCGGCCUGGUGGGGGGGCCUGACUUUGCCCACUGUCUGCUGCCUCCCUUGGAAAGUCUGGCAACUGUGGAAGAGACUGUUGUUCGCGACAAGGCGGUGGAGUCCCUGAGGCAGAUCUCCCAGGAGCACACUCCACUUGCUCUGGAAGCUCAUUUUGUCCCGCUGGUGAAACGCCUAGCAAGUGGGGACUGGUUCACCUCUCGCACAUCUGCAUGUGGUCUGUUCAGCGUUUGCUAUCCCAGGGCUUCACAUGCUAUCAAGGCUGAGAUUAGACAGCAUUUCCGUUCCUUGUGCUCAGAUGAUACCCCUAUGGUACGGCGUGCUGCUGCUUCCAAAUUGGGGGAAUUUGCGAAAGUUUUGGAAUUAGACAGUGUGAAAAGUGAAAUUGUUCCAUUGUUCACUACUCUAGCUUCAGAUGAACAGGAUUCAGUGCGCCUCCUAGCUGUGGAAGCUUGUGUCAGUAUAGCCCAGUUACUGUCUCAGGAUGACCUUGAGUCCAUGGUGAUGCCUACACUUCGACAAGCAGCAGAAGAUAAAUCUUGGCGUGUUCGUUACAUGGUAGCUGACAAGUUUUCAGAGCUGCAGAGAGCAGUGGGUCCUAACAUCACCCUGCACGACCUCAUCCCUGCCUUUCAGAACCUACUUAAAGAUUGUGAAGCUGAAGUCCGAGCAGCUGCUGCCCACAAAGUAAAAGAACUUUGUGAGAACUUGCCCAUUGAAGGUAGAGAGACCGUAAUUAUGAAUCAAAUUCUGCCCUAUAUAAAGGAAUUAGUAUCUGAUACCAAUCAGCAUGUCAAAUCAGCUCUAGCUUCAGUAAUUAUGGGAUUGUCUACAAUUUUGGGCAAAGAAAAUACCAUUGAACACCUUCUACCUCUGUUUUUAGCUCAGUUAAAGGAUGAGUGUCCUGAAGUUCGUUUGAAUAUCAUCUCCAAUUUGGAUUGUGUAAAUGAGGUGAUUGGAAUCCGUCAGCUUUCACAGUCUCUCCUUCCAGCCAUAGUGGAACUGGCUGAAGAUGCCAAGUGGAGAGUCCGGUUGGCCAUCAUUGAGUAUAUGCCACUGUUGGCUGGCCAGCUGGGUGUGGAAUUCUUCGAUGAAAAGCUGAAUUCUUUGUGUAUGGCCUGGCUUGUGGACCAUGUAUAUGCCAUCCGGGAAGCUGCCACCAACAACCUCAUGAAGCUUGUUCAGAAGUUUGGCACAGAGUGGGCCCAAAAUACCAUUGUUCCCAAAGUGUUAGUAAUGGCGAAUGACCCGAACUACUUGCAUAGAAUGACAACAUUAUUCUGCAUUAAUGCACUGUCUGAAGCCUGUGGUCAGGAAAUAACUACGAAGCAAAUGUUGCCCAUUGUAUUAAAAAUGGCAGGAGACCAAGUAGCAAAUGUCCGUUUCAAUGUGGCCAAAUCUCUACAAAAAAUUGGACCAAUUCUAGAUACCGAUGCUUUGCAGGGGGAGGUUAAGCCAGUACUGCAGAAGUUAGGUCAAGAUGAAGACAUGGAUGUCAAGUACUUUGCACAGGAAGCUAUCAGUGUUCUUGCGUUGGCAUAAUGAGGAACAGCAGGGAAAAGCCUUUAUUCAAUUUUUACUACAGAUUAUUAGUCAAUAUGUUCUUAAACUGGGUGGAGAAAAAAGGAAAACCUUCAAGAUCUCAUCCAAGCAAAUGGCAGCAACUUGGACGAAAUUCAGUGACUUGAUUCUUUCUAAAAAUGAAGUGGGAUUGUUUUUUCCUCCUCUUGCUUGUGGGGAUCCGUGUUUAAGCUGUGCUUCUAGACCAAUUCCUGACACUCAGCGCCAUCGUCUCUGUUGUCUCCUGAGCAUCCGGGAUCCUCCGUCCUCAGUGUGUGAUCAGGCCCUUCUUGCCGGGUAAUCCAGGGCCCGGAUAGCUUAGGGCCAGUCAUGGAGCACAGUGAUUUUCUUGAUGUUUACAUAUAUCUGUGUGUGAAUCUGUCAUACCAAAGUUAAACACACAUGGUUUAGAAUAACUUAGUGAACUGUGUUUGGGAGACAUAUUGAGAGCUGACUGGAGAGAAAGCCCUGUUUUCCUGGAUUAUGUUGGUCUGCUUCUGUUACUUACGUGAAAGGGGAACGUGGACGUUCAGGGUGGGGACACUGUUGGUUUUGUCUUUUAUUUGCUCAGUUUCGACUGUAAUCAUGUCAUUCAGAUGCCUCCAAUAUGGAUAUAUGUUUUUGCUAAAGUGUGAUGUUGAAAUCUAAGUGAGUUUUAAGGGCUCAACACUGACUGCAUUCAAAUAUCUCUUUCCUUGUGUCUCUCUCUUUCUCAGGAAACAUUAACUUCACUGUCUCCUUAUCAGUGCAAUUCUGUUUAUUGCUGGGUUGCACUUCUGUGUUUCUGAUGUGCUUGGGAGCCACUGGUGUAAUAAUUGUGUGGAUUUUCUUACGUGGCUCCGCUCUCCGCUGUGUGAGGGAUCUGGUCCUUGCUCUGCUGCACAGCAGCUUUACAAAAUGAUGUGUGUUUGCUAAUUUUUUUUGUUACGGGUAAUACUGGAAUCUUACCACUUUGAAAUGUUUUUCUACUUUCACAGUAAAACCUCAUUAAUGCCUUUUAGUAUUUAAAAUAAUGUGUUAAGCUGAAGAGUUUGCAGAGGCAAAAUAAUAGCCUGUAAGGAAAGCCGUUAGAACUGAGGAAGCAUUGAAGGUCUUGUUAACCAGCCUUUACGAGUCCCCGGCCGCCAAGGCCCAUCCUACGGUCGCAUCCCAGUGACUUCCGGGAGGAUCCCGGGCAGGCCAGGCUUUUUGUAGAGCACUGUUUACACUUGAGCCUUGAAAUACACACAUGUGCAUUUUAUGGGAAAUCUCAGUAUUUUUUCUUUUAAAUGGAUUUACAUUUUUCAUGUAAUCAAACUCCCAUUUUCUCUGACGAAUUUUAGUUAAUGAGGUUCUAUUGCGGCUUGUUUUUCUCUCAGUGUAUCUUAAUAUGUAGUUUGCUUGUUUGCAUUUUGGUUUUUGAGUUGUUGAUUUCAUUCACAACCUCUUUUAAAUCCAGACCCAGAGAUGCCUAGAGAACUUUGUACCUGAAGCAGUUAAUGUGAAACCAAGUUGGACUCAGUUUUUCCAAUUUUGCCUUAGCUUAGAAAAAUAGAACAGGACUGUGAUUACUCCCUCACCCCCUCUUGGAGAGACAAACACACACAAAGAGAGGCUGCUCAUGCUCCUGAGAGCUGGAGUGGCCGGGGCUGGGCCAGGUGGAAUCUGGGACCUCAGUCCAAGUCUCGCACAUCGCUGACAGGAACCCAGUGGUGGGAGCUGUUCCCGCUGCCUCUCAGGGUCCACAGCAACGAGACGCUGGAGUGAGCAGCUGGAGCAGGUGCUAAGCCCUGGGUUGGGCUGCCCACACCCUCCUCAGCCACAGGGCUGAACGCCUGCCCCAGAACAGGAACUGGAAGUCAAAUAUUAUCUGCCCUCGUUUUAACUGCUGAAUUACCUUAGAAGUUUGCAUUUUAUGACUUUGGGCCAAAGAUUAAAUAUUUUCGUAAAAUAAAAAUUUUUCUCAUCUUAAGUCUUCAAACUGUUAACCUGCUAUAAGCAUUUUAUUUUAGUUUCAUAGUUUUAAUUACAUAUAACAUAUGGGUUAUAUUCCACUUUAUUGGAUUUCAUGUUUGAGAAACUAUUGUCUUGAAUCUUGACAUGAAUUUGCACUGGAACUGUUGCAACAAUGCCAUUGGCUUUGAGAUAGACUCCCGAGCCCCUCAGGGUGUGCCCUUCGGCAGCCCUUUGCAUUGACAUCUGCACUCUGAGAUGGUUUGGGGGAGACCCAGGAGCACUAGUCUUCUGCAGCCCGGGCCUUGGCGCUCCCGUGGCGGGACCCCUGGCCCCAGCAUGAUCCUUUAGGGAGCUCAUUGUUUCCUUCCGACUUAAGCAAUAGGGUGUUCAUGUUUUUACUGGUGAGAGGAGUUGGUCUUUGGCUCACAGCCAUUUUCUCCAUGGGCUGGUAUUCCUGUCUUGCUUUCAUGAGACUAGAGCUCUGUGAGGGUUGGAAUUUGGGUCUGUUUUGUUGUCUGCUGGGUCACCAGCAUUGGGAUCCAUGCCUGGUAUACAUAAUAGGUGCUCAAUAAAAAUGUUCAAUGAAUGCA
Ochotona curzoniae (black-lipped pika) is the source of this 4391-nucleotide messenger RNA. RefSeq names its product protein phosphatase 2 scaffold subunit Abeta (gene PPP2R1B). Gene Ontology annotation, biological process: protein dephosphorylation. Gene Ontology annotation, cellular component: protein phosphatase type 2A complex; cytoplasm. The coding region runs from base 43 to 1848 and encodes 601 amino acids. Gene Ontology annotation, molecular function: protein phosphatase regulator activity; protein binding. The transcript is spliced from 15 exons. Lineage: Eukaryota; Metazoa; Chordata; Mammalia; Lagomorpha; Ochotonidae. The record is from RefSeq and is a predicted model, not a curated record.